This is a messenger RNA of Polistes dominula (European paper wasp), 2209 nucleotides long. RefSeq names its product sperm-associated antigen 6. Gene Ontology annotation, cellular component: microtubule cytoskeleton. Lineage: Eukaryota; Metazoa; Arthropoda; Insecta; Hymenoptera; Vespidae. Gene Ontology annotation, biological process: cilium movement. The record is from RefSeq and is a predicted model, not a curated record. Gene Ontology annotation, molecular function: microtubule binding.
CUUGAAUAUCGUAACUAAGUAAAAUAAAAAGAAUUAAAAAUAAAUCAUCAAAUCAAUUAUUUAUUUGAAAAUAUUAAUAUGACAGCACGUAUUAUUUUUCAAGUAUUUGAUCAAUAUCAAAAAGCACGAUUACUUUUUGUACAAUCCAUUGCUGAUCUUGCAUCAAAGCCUAACAAUAUUGAAUGUUUGAAAGCUGCGGGUGUUAUAAAUUUGCUUAAACCUUUGUUAUCAGAUGUAGUCCCUUCUAUUCAGCAUAUGGCUGCAAUUGCAUUGGGUAAAUUAGCAAAUCAUGAUAUUAAUUUGGCACAGAAUAUUAUUCAAGAAGAUAUUUUACCACGUUUGUUGCACAAUAUUGAAAAACAAAAUAAAUUUUAUAAAAAGGCAGCAUUAUUUAUAUUACGUGCUAUUGCAAAACAUUCACCAGACACAGCAUCAAUUAUAGUACAAAUGAAUGGACUAGAUGCAAUGAUUAUAUGUUUAGAAGAUUUUGAUCCUGGUGUUAAAGAAGCAGCUGCUUGGGGAUUUGGAUAUAUAGCUAGACAUAAUAAAAAUUUAGCACAAGCUACUGUAGAUGCAGGUGCAGUACCUCUCCUUGUUUUUUGUUUGCAAGAGCCAGAGUUAUGUCUUAAACAAAUUAGUAUAUCAGCUCUUUGUGAUAUAAGUAAACACAGCAAGGACUUAGCUCAUACUAUUGUGGAUGCUGGUGCUAUUCCGUAUUUAUCAAAAGCAUUAUCUAAUCCUGAUGUCAAACUGAAGCGACAAGUUCUAUCAACAUUAGGGAGCAUAGCAAAACACAGUGCAAAUUUAGCAGAAACUGUUGUAGAGGCAGAAGUAUUUCCCAAUGUUUUAUUACACAUGGGUCAUCCUGAUGAAAAUGUAGCUAGAGCUGCAGCAAUUCUUACCAAAGAAGUUUGCAAACAUACUUCAGAACUGGCACAAUUGAUUGUCAAUGUUGGAGGUAUAGGUGCCUUAAAUGAAUUAAUAAAUACAUCAAAGUUAACAAAUAAACUACCAGCAAUAAUGGCACUUGGUUAUAUUGCUGGACAUUCUGAUCAGUUCGCUACAGCUAUUAUUGGAUCGAUGAGUGUUAUUCAAUUGGCUACAAUCUUAGAAAAUGAAACUGAUGAUCAUAUACUUGCUGUGACUGCUUGGACAUUAGGUCAAAUAGGAAAACAUACACCAGAACAUGCAAAAUCAGUAGCUGAUGCAAAUGUUCUUCCAAAAUUAUUAGAAUUUUAUAUCAAUUCAAAGAGUUCAGAUGAUCUAAAAAUGAAAAGUUAUAUGUCAUUAAAGCAGAUACUUCAAAAAUGUUUGCAUAUUGAAGCAUUAGAAACACUCCUCUAUGAUGCUCCUCCAAAUGUCUUGAAAUAUAUACUUGGACAAUUUAGCAAGAUAUUGCCAUAUGACGCGAGAGCAAGACGAUUAUUUGCUACAUCAGGAGCAUUGAAAAAAGUGCAAGAAAUACAAGCUGAACCAGGCACAACACUUAUGGAAUACAUAAUGCUUAUCAAUUGUUGCUUCCCUGAAGAAAUUAUAAGAUAUUUUUCGCCAGGAUAUCCAGAAACAUUAUUAGAAGCAAUAGAACAGUAUCAACCAAAAUGUCCUUCCUUAUUAUCAUUGAAUCAAAAAAUGUCUGAUGAUUCUUCUACCUUUUUUAUCUCAACGUACGGGGAAUAAGGUUAACUGCAAGAUAGUAUUACCUAUAUGUGAAACAUUCGUAUUUAGAAAAUAUAUUUUUAUUACUCUUAUUUAAAAAUAAAUCUAAAUUGGAAAUAACUUAAUAUAAAGAUAUAAUAAAUAUCAAUAUUUAUACAAUUAAUAUGUAUGCGUUUCAAUUACUUCGCAAUUAAAUAUGCAUAUUCAAACUAAAGCAGAUACAGAAAACUGCACUUCUAAUGCAGGCAAUACAGUUAUAUCGGUCAUACCAUAUGCUAGUCAACAGAAGACUUCCAGAAAGCAACGUUAGAUGGCGCAACGAUCAACUGCAGUUGAUCACAUGUUACUUCCGGCGCCAUUCUUCCGAAUUAUGCUCUUAUAUAUUAUUUGACUCGAUUAUUCAUUGAAUAAAAAGUAAAUAUUAUACCUUACAAUUUUAGUAUUAAAAGCACAAGAAAUAUUUGAGAUUUUUGUGAAUGCAGUGGUUGAUGUUGACCGUCUCCUUAAUACGAAGAAUUAAAAAUCCUAACCUAAAAUUUUAAAAUAACAAUAG